Molecule: messenger RNA, 774 nt
Organism: Cylindrotheca closterium
Lineage: Eukaryota; Bacillariophyta; Bacillariophyceae; Bacillariales; Bacillariaceae
Source: the annotation of a GenBank genome assembly
AUGGUGAAGAAUCUGGCAAGCAUCCCUCUCGUUCUGCCCUUCGCCAAGUGGGUCUGGGAAGCCGCAGACAACCCAGAAGAAGUUUCACCUGAUAUAUGUCUCUCAGAAGUUCCCUUUUUGAGUCCUGGAUGUUUUUCGGCACUUUUGGCGAAAGCAUUGGGCGUGGCAAUCAUCCUCGGGUCGUGCGUGAAUAAGGUUCCUUUGAUAAUGAACAUGCAGAAAUCCAAGUCUGCAGACGGGAUCAGUAGAAACUCACUGUACGGAGAAGCUCUCGUCUACGCCGCUUGUGUCUUCUACGGUCUAUUACACGAAUAUCCAUUCUCCUCAUAUGGUGAAAACGCAUCUCUACUAAUUCAGAACUUUGUCUUGAUUGCCAUGGCUUGGAAUCUAAGCGCUACUCCUGUUUUAACGCAAGAGAAAGUGAUAUCUUCGGGAGGUUUCGUUGCCUUCUCCAUCGCUGUCAUGUACCUUUUGCCAGAAGACUUGCGAUACUUGUUAAUGUCUGGUACCUGGCCGGUCAUGAUCUACGCUCGCGGCUCUCAAAUCUUGGAAACAUUCCAGGUGAAACACACGGGAAACCUGUCGAUUGUCACAACGAGCAUGAAUCUUGUAGGAUCCUUGAUCCGUGUAGGAACGACGGUGCAAGAGACUGGAGAUGUUGUCAUCUUGGCUGGUUACAUCUUGAGUUUCCUUCUUAGCUUUGCAAUGUUUGUCCAAUACUUUUUGUAUUUGAAGAAUACCCGAGAGUUUGCGACAAAGAGCAAAAAAGAUUAA